AUGGCACGACUCAACACGACGAAUCCGCUGACUACCGCGGGACAGCGGAAGAAAAGCUUGAAAGAACGAACGGAGCGACUCCCAGCUCACAAAUCUAUCGCCGACGAACCGCGCACCAAUGUUAGGUCCUCCAACGGGAGCAGCAGAAGUACACUCUCCGGAACUUCAUCACAGCGGCACAGUCGGGGAUCAAGCGCCAUCUUCGACAUAUUUUCUGAUGACAGCCCUGUUGUUGAGAGCAGCAACACCUCACCCCAGAAGCAAAAGAAAACACGAACCCUGAAAGCUGCGAAUGUCAACUCCCUCCUCCUCCCGAUCGGUCAGACCCCACGCCAGAGGCCCAUGGUCAAGUUGGAAACAGACGACUUUGAGAAGGAGAACGAUAUCAUGGAAAACACACCAGAGAGAUACACAGCAUCAAGGGAAGCCCCUCCACAGGUGUCUCCGACAAGACGAAACAUGGCACGAACUCCAAGAAUACGCCGUGCAGACAAUACGCCUUUGAGGCCCCAGAGGUCACAGAGCCCAGAAUCAGAGACAGAAGAAGACUGUGGGGACAAUAGCUUUAACUCACUAGACGACUUUAUUGUCAGUGACAAUGAAGACCUCAGCUUCCAUGAGACAUCAAAUUCCGAGACAGAGGAUGAAAAGCCCGUAUCACCGCCUCCACCACCAAAAUCCACCCGAAAGAGAUUGAUGAGAGGAAGAAGACCGGAUGCCGAUACCGAAAAGAAGCCUCUGAAAGAUACGUCUCUGAAAGCACCCUUUCGACUGGAGCCCAAAAUCCCCGAAACACUGAGGCUAUCUUCAUCAACUGAAAAUAGCCCUAAACCCGUGUCUCAGGAGGACCUCAACCUCUUUUCAAAGCUCAAAUCGCUCGAUCUAAAUGACGACAAUGAACUGUCUUCUCAGAUGGAAACAAAGUCUACACGCUCUAUAAUAGAGCUAGACUGCUCGCCAAAACCGCUGCGACCAACAAGCAAGAAGCUGGAAACACCCCUGUCAAGCCCGAAACAAACCCGCUUGCGAUCUCCAACCAAGAGCAAAAUUCGAAUUCCUGCCACUCCUCAUCGCGAGAGCGUUGAUGCGUUUUGGAACCAAGAAGACACCAACAACUGGAAUGAUCAAUAUUCCCCCCGCAAGGAAAGAUCUACUACCCGGACUGUGAUUGAACUCCUUCAAGACUUUGACGAUUCCGACGACGAGGAGGAUAGAAGCCGCGGAUCUAGCUCCAGCAGUGAUAUCGAGGUCAUUCCCAAGAUGGACACGAGCAUGCCCACGACACCAAAGCCACUUAGCAAGACAGCCAUGAAAAAGGCUGAAGCAGAGAAGAACCGAGCAGCCAAAGCUCGUCGGCAGUCAUUCAACAACAAAAAGGCCGAUUUUGCGCAAAACUUCCUCAAUGCGCUGGACCAAGCUGCAUCCGGGGGAGAGGUCAGUCGGCUUGCAGAGCCCACUGGCGGAGUCAAAAUCACUUGGUCAAAGACUCUUAACAGGACUGCCGGGCGGGCUCACUGGAGAGGAGAGCGAGUGGUUUCGCAUGGACCAAAUGGGGAGGCAAGGGGCUUCAGCAAGACCCUACACCAUGCAACGAUUGAGCUGGCCGAGAAGAUUAUUGAUGAUGAAUACCGGCUCAUCAAUACCCUUGCUCACGAAUACUGCCAUCUCGCCAACUACAUGGUUUCCAAUGUCCACGACAGCCCGCACGGUGCAAGCUUCAAGAGCUGGGGAAAGAAGUGCGCAGAAGUCAUGAAGAACCACCCUGUUUACGGCGGACAGAUCCAUGUUACGACAAAGCACUCCUACCAGAUCGACUAUAAGUAUGUGUGGAACUGUAUGACUUGCGGUCAGGAGUAUUGCCGUCACUCAAAGAGUAUUGAUACGCAGCGUUCUCGCUGCGGUGCCUGCCGGGGCACUUUGCAGCAGACUAAGCCCAAGCCGCGCAAUGUGUCGCCCAAUAAGAGUACGGCAACACCCGGCCAGAGGAAGAUCUUGGAUGAUGUGACAAAGAAUCUUGAUGAAUUUGUUUUUUGA
This is a messenger RNA of Penicillium cataractarum, 2034 nucleotides long. RefSeq lists its product as uncharacterized. Lineage: Eukaryota; Fungi; Ascomycota; Eurotiomycetes; Eurotiales; Aspergillaceae. The transcript has 2 exons. Gene Ontology annotation, cellular component: nucleus. The record is from RefSeq and is a predicted model, not a curated record. The coding region runs from base 1 to 2034 and encodes 677 amino acids.